Haliotis rubra (blacklip abalone) is the source of this 2251-nucleotide messenger RNA. RefSeq names its product acid sphingomyelinase-like phosphodiesterase 3b. The record is from RefSeq and is a predicted model, not a curated record. NCBI's taxonomy places the organism in Eukaryota, Metazoa, Mollusca, Gastropoda, Lepetellida, Haliotidae.
GGUACAAAUUGACCCGACACCGGGUGAUUAAAACAAGUUCAUUUCCUGGACUCAAUGUAGACUGUCAACAUUCGAGGAGUCAGAAAAUGCUGCGUUUGUUAUGCGUGAUUCUAUGGAUAACUUCUGGGUUUGCUUUGGGUGGGGACAUAGGAAAGUUCUGGCAGUUGUCAGAUGUCCAUUUUGAUCCCGACUACAGUCAGAAUGGGAACCCCAAGAAACAGUGCCAUUUUAGCAAUGACAGUACUGGGAACCCAGGUUACUAUGGCAACUACUUGUGCGAUUCCCCUUUUAAUCUUGUGGAGUCUGUCAUUGAAAACAUGAGAAACAUGGAGGCAGAACCUGACUUUAUACUGUGGACAGGGGAGUCAGACACAGGGGCACAAUCCAGACAGAUACAGGGACACAUGCAGACACGGAGUGAGACACAGGGGCACAUUCAGACACAGGGCAUCAGACAUGGGCACAUUAAGACACAGAGUCAGAUGAAGGGGCACAAUCCAGACAGAUACAGGGACACAUUCUGGAAGAGCGUAGAUGAUGUCUUUGGACUGAUAAGAAACAUAUCUACAGUUCUGAAGGAAGCAUUCCCAAACACCACCCUGCUUCCUCUGCUGGGCAACCAUGAUGCUUUCCCAUCCAAUCAGAUGCCUCUGGUGGAAAGUGGAACUCAUUACUAUGACGAUAUCCUGACCAAGGGGGACUGGUCGGAACUCCUAGAGAAACACGAGCAGGACCAGUUUCAGAAAGGUGGUUACUAUUCGCGGUCUGUACAGAAAGGCUUGAGGCUGGUCAUGCUCAACUCUAACUUGUGGUACUCAAUGAACAAACAAGUCACAGGAAAUCUUGAUCCCAACCAGCAGCUGGCCUGGCUCAGACAGCAGUUGACAGAAGCCAAGGCAGCUCAACAGAAGGUAUACAUCGUGGCUCACAUCUGCCCGGGGGCCUUUGAGAGACUGCAAAGCAUGACCUGGUUCUACCCCGAGUUCAACAGGCAUUAUCUGGAUCUUAUCACAGAACACUCAGAAACAAUAGCUGCCCAUUUCUGUGGCCAUGAGCACACUGAUUCCUUCAGACUUGUGGAGGAUGCACAAGGCACCACCUCAAGCCUCAUGUAUCUAAGCCCGGCCUUGACCCCCUGGAAGAGUCCGCUCCCUCGUCGGGCCAACAACCCAUCAGUCAGGCUGUACCACUAUUCCCGGUCCACCAGCACCAUCAUGGACUACCAGCAGUACUACCUCAACCUUACCCAGGCUAACAAGGAUCAUCUUAGUCCAGGGAAGUGGCAGCUUGAGUACCAGGCAACACAGGCUUACAACAUCACCGACUGCAGCCCCCGCAGCUUCGACAACCUCGCCAACACCUUCCAAGCCUCCAACGUUCUGUUCAAGCACUACAUGGAUUACAACACCGUCAGCUACAACAAUUCAGCAGUAUGUGGACAGACGUGCUACACAAGCCAAAUCUGCGCCAUUCUGUAUCUGGACCUAUACAAAUAUAACAACUGCUUGUUCUGGAGUGGUACAACUCCCCAGCCUCACCACCAUACCACCAGCAACCCCCACCAUACCACCACCCACCACAAACGCCGCCACCCACCACCCCUCCCACAGUAUGUUUACUAUAUUAUUGGGGGUAUGGGAACACUCAUUGUGGCCCUGGCCGUCACGGUCAGCUGUCUAUGUGUGCGGAAACGGAGACAGGGAAUACCUUUCAAAUACAGCCAUUUUGUGGGGCCAAUAAAUUCAUAAUAAUGAGACAUCUCCCAAAAUUAUCUAUUCUUUUGACAAACAGCAUAUCAAAGGCUUUCUUUGUUCAUUAAGCCUAAUCGUUUAUAACAACUUUCUUGAAAAACUAGCUAAAAACCAUAUGAGAAGGCAUUUAAACAAAUUUCUGAUUAACUAGUCAUGGGAAAACAGAAAAAGUAUUGAUAUUGCUGUACAUUAACAAUAACACAGAAUAGGAUUGUGGAAUAUUUGCCUCUUAAUGUAAUAAGUUCAUGUGGCAGUGAUUAUUUAAUUUCAAUUUAAAAAAAAAUUCAAAAUGGCCACUGUGGCAGCCAUAUUGGGAAAUUUAAGAAUUCUUUGAUCUUUCUAACAUUAUUCCUGAUCUAUGAUUGUGAUUCUUAAGUGGUGAAUAUCAAAAUUACAUUUUUCAACAUGGUACUCAAAUAAUGAGUGAUGACUAAAUUGUUUUAUGUUGGUGAAAUUUCUUUCGAUGAAACCAAUGUGAUUUUAGGAUGCAUUUCAUUGAC